AUGGACAUCUUCAUGGAGAGCCCUGCCGGUGACGAUGAGGGCCGCGGUCUCUUUUUCGACGAUCUAAUGACUGAUAGCCAAAUCAGCGAGUUGGAGCUCUCUUCUCAGCUGCUCGGGCGUACCAGGCCCUCCUCUGCCUCUACUCCUUCAUCGUCUAGGCCCUCAUCCGGCAUUCCAUCUUACAAACCUACGCCACCGCGACCACCUACGAUUGCUAGACGAGCAGCACCACAACCAGCACCAAUAAGGCACCAAACGGAGCAACUAUUUGAUAAACGGGUUACCAGUAGCAGCACUAGAAACAGGCAUAUACGACAUGACUCUUCCACCAGCGUGGAUUCAUGGGAAUCGGACGCCGACUUGGUUGACCCGCGACAAGUGCCCCGCCAACCAAAUGAAUCGCAGCAAGACCUAGCGGAGCGCAUCGCAAACCUCACCAGGACAAUCAAUGCCAAUGCCGCAUUCUGUGUGGAGGUAUCAAGCAAAAUGAUUGAGCUGGCGCGAGAGAAUAAACACCUCCUCGAUGCCUCACGCUCCACCCUGGAAACCUAUAUCUUACAGCCGGCACUGAAGAUUCCCGGUAUCCUCAAGCAGUAUUACCCAGGCAUCCAGGAUGGUCUGCAGGAUGGACUGGAUACCCUGAGGGAAUACGAGGUGCAGUUACGGAGGACAGUGCAAAACGUUGCGAAUGGGCGUGACAUGGUGAGGGCGCAGGGCGUCAAUGGAGUAGCAGUCGAAGGGGCGAGCAGGAGAGGCGAGAUGACCAGACUAAAGGAUCGGCUUGUAGAGCAAGAUGCGUUAUUGAGAGACUCGAGCCAGCACGUUCAAAGACUGAUUCGCGAGCGGGAGACCCUGAAGAAACAGCUACACAAGAGGACACGCAGCGGUAGUGGCCAUGAAGCUGCCAUGAUGGGUCUCGGUAUGGCAGAUACGGACAAAGUUCCUUUUCUUCGGCUUGACGUAGACGAAGAGCACAGUGAUGAUGGAAGGGAAGAUCAGCCGAACAGCGAGAAGGAUAUGGUGGCCUUAGCAGACCAUCUCAGAGAGAUGCGUGUGCUAAUGGACCGUUUGGCAAUUCAUGAGCAGACUUCUAAUCACGAACGGCGGCAUUCGAAUUCCAAACCUGAUGAUAUAGGGAAAGAGCUUGCAGCUGACGACGAGGAUCCGGAAUGGACGUUACUCUAA
Messenger RNA from Truncatella angustata, 1185 nucleotides. RefSeq lists its product as uncharacterized. The transcript is spliced from 2 exons. The record is from RefSeq and is a predicted model, not a curated record. Bases 1 to 1185 code for a protein of 394 amino acids. NCBI's taxonomy places the organism in Eukaryota, Fungi, Ascomycota, Sordariomycetes, Amphisphaeriales, Sporocadaceae.